AUGAUGAUGAUGAUCAGUUGUGCCAAUGCUUUCAAUUUAUGCCUUCAGUUCGCUGCCAUUUAUACCUGCUCGCUGUUCGCGAAUCCAAUUGACCAACUGACUGGAAAUUACUCAGCUUCUACUUCAUCCAUUGCCCAAAUAUCCAGCUCCAACAGCUCUUCGGAUUCCAAAUCAUACAGCAAUUUAGCUCCUAUCGAAGCUUACGGAAACAAGUUUUUCAACUCUGAAGAUGGCAAACAAUUUUUCAUUAAGGGUAUAGCUUAUCAACCAAGUAGAGCCGCUGGUGAUGUUAUUGCAUUAAACGCUGACAAUGUGAAAUUUAUUGAUCCUUUAGCUGAACCAGAAAUUUGCCUCAGAGAUCUUCCUUAUUUGCAAAAAUUGGGAGUCAAUACAGUUCGUGUUUAUUCCAUAGAUACUGAUAGAGAUCAUGAUGUUUGUUUUGAAGCAUUUGCAAAAGCCGGUAUUUAUGUUAUUGCUGAUUUAAGUGAACCUGAUGUUUCCGUUGUCAGAGACUCUCCAACAUGGGAUACAACUAUUUAUAACAGAUAUACCAAGGUUGUUGACUCGUUACAUAAAUAUCCAAAUGUCUUGGGGUUCUUUGCUGGUAAUGAGGUUACAAAUGACAAAAGUAAUACAUUUGCUUCACCAUUUGUCAAAUCGUCAAUUAGAGACAUCAAAAGUUACAUUGAAUCGAAAGGGUACAGGAAAAUUCCUGUUGGUUACUCCACUAAUGAUGAUGCUGAAACCAGGGCUAAUGUUGCCGACUUUUUCACUUGUGGUGAUGUGGCUGCUGACUUUUAUGGUAUCAAUAUGUAUGAAUGGUGUGGAUACUCAACUUAUUGGGCAAGUGGUUAUAAAGAAAGAACUGAGGAGUUUAGAAAUUAUCCAGUCCCUAUCUUUUUCUCAGAGUUUGGGUGUAACGUCAAGAGACCUCGCCCAUUCACAGAAGUUGAAGCUCUUUAUAGUCGUUUGAUGACUGAUGUAUGGUCCGGUGGUAUCGCAUAUAUGUACUUUGAAGAGCCAAACCAAUAUGGUGUUGUUCAAGUUAAUGGUGGUGAUGUUGAAGAAUUAGAAGACUUUAAAUAUCUUCAGAAACAGUUUGCAGAUGUCGAUCCAAAAGGUGCCACAUUGGAUGAGUAUAAAGUAACCUUCAAAGCAGCUAAAGCCCCAAGUUGUCCAUCUAGCUCAAAGUUUUGGCAAGCGUCUGCUGAUUUACCACAUACACCAGACUCAACGAAAUGUGAAUGUAUGGAGAACUCAUUACAAUGUGGAUUGUCUUCGUACGUCAAGAGCAAUAACUUGACCCACAUUUUUGAUUAUGCUUGUAACAUUGUUGAUUGUGAAGCUAUAAAAGGUGAUGGUUCUACAGGCUCAUAUGGAUUUUUUUCAGACUGUAAUGCUAGACAAAAGGCUUCAUAUGUUAUCAAUGAAGUUUUUUUAAACUUGGGAGGGAAAAAAGACAAAUGUGAUUUCGAUGGAUUAGCAAGUUUGAACUCGAAAGUUUCAACUGAACAAGAAUUGAGUGAUAUUGUCACAUUGACAGGAGAUUCAUGUCUUUCCAUAAUUAAAGCAAAUGAAGCCAAAAAGUUGGAACUAAAAUCAUUCUCCAAAAAGAAUUCAACAGCAUCAGGCAAUUCAACUAAUUCUCGUAAUGGUCAUGGUAAUGGAACAGGUCACGAGAACUCGGGAUCACAAAUCAAAUUUUACCAAAACUUGAGUUCAAUUGUUCUUCUGUCUUUUGUUUUUGUCAUUAUUUUACCUUUCUUGAACAUUUGA
Hansenula anomala is the source of this 1776-nucleotide messenger RNA. It is a transcript of the gene GAS2, whose product is annotated as 1,3-beta-glucanosyltransferase. Gene Ontology annotation, biological process: fungal-type cell wall (1->3)-beta-D-glucan biosynthetic process. Gene Ontology annotation, cellular component: cytoplasm; fungal-type cell wall. Bases 1 to 1776 code for a protein of 591 amino acids. NCBI's taxonomy places the organism in Eukaryota, Fungi, Ascomycota, Saccharomycetes, Phaffomycetales, Wickerhamomycetaceae. The record is from RefSeq and is a predicted model, not a curated record. The transcript has a single exon. Gene Ontology annotation, molecular function: 1,3-beta-glucanosyltransferase activity.